UAAAUGUAAUGGAAAAUUGAGGAAUCGAUUAUAAAUGUUUUUAUUUCUACAAUGGGUAACAUUACUGUCGGUUAAAUAGCGAUGAAUUCAAAUUUUUAAAUUUCUUUUUAAAUAUUAUUUUUAUGAACUUUUUAAGAGUAUGAGAGCAUCUAUUUCGACUUUGUAAAUAAUCGUAUUUAAUUAGUUUUAUUUUUGUAAUGUUUGAUCUAGGUAUAUCUAAAUGUAUAUUUAAAGUAUAUUUUUUGAAAGUCUUUUUUAUAAAAUAAUUUUCUUAUAGCGCUAUUAAAAGUUAUAUAUCUCUUUAUACAAGGAUAUGGAUGUCAAUUAAAUGUUAUUAUAUCUAAUUUCUGUUCAUAUCAAUUGUAUGGAUUGAUAUGGAUUGGUUUCUAUGGCAACCAAAUGUAAACCAAAAGGAUCAUAAAGUGCUCUUGCAAAAUAAUGUCAGUUAUUUAUGUAUCUAUAAAAAUUAUUGUUUAUUAAUACAUAAGAUACCUGUAUCCAAUAAAGUGAAAAAAUAUCUUAAAUAAUUCAUCAUAAUGCAAAGACCACAGACAAGUAUUCCUUUGCAAAGCAAAUAUGAUAGAUUUUACAGAGGUGUAAAGAAUGAAUCUGGAGAGUUUUAUGUCACCUCUGGUACUACUCGACCAGGCACACCUGGACAAAAUGUACUGGCAAGACCACCAUCAUCAUUGGCUUUACUUAACCAUGUACCAACACCUACUUCACGGUUGAGUACAAUCAGUUCAACUAGUUCCGGAGCAUUUAACUCAGCAUUUCCUUUGCCUGGUCAGAUGAAUAUAAACGUUACGGAGAGGCCUAUCACUCAACAUGGAGUAGCAGGUUUGAGACCUGGAACAGCUAGAGGAUUGUCAAUGACCAGACAAAUUCAAGAUAAAAGAUAUUACAUUGGACUCAUGCAACUGAAAAUCAGAGAAUUAAGUCAAGAAAUUGCUGUUAUUUUCAAAGAUAUUGAAGAUCAAACUAAGGAAAGAGCUACUUAUAUACAUUAUGACAAGAGAGCCAAAGAUUUAGCUAUGGAAUUAACAACUUUGCAAGGUCAGCUGGCUGACUACAACAUCAUUGUAGAUAAAAUGACAUCUGAUGUUGGGAAAGAAAUUAUUGAACAAGAGACUGAAGAACUUGCCACAAAGAAUGAACAAAAUUUAUUGAAAAUCGAAGAUAUGUUUGAAGAAAGAAAAGAAUUAGAGCAGAAGGUAACUAAAAUAGAAAAACAGUUAGAGGAUGAAAAGAAGAGGACUGAAAGGCUUAUAGAGAGCAUGGAUUUUAAUAUGAAAGAAAAAUAUGAUGAAUUAUCAAAAGAAAAAGCAAAACUGCAAGAGAAAACAAAUGCAUUGCAACAAGAAUUGGAUGAAUUAUAUAAAGAACAAGCCUAUUUGGAAGAAGAAAUAACAUUAUCUCCAUUGAAACAGGAAGCAGUUAAAUUACAUUUGAAAAUUAUAGAAAUGGAAGAAAAAAGGGACAAGUUGAAAGAAGAAGAGAAGCAUAGAAUUUCACCAGAAGAGGAAAGAGGAAAACUAUUACAAAAAAUUAAGCAAGACAAUCUGGAUAUUGCAGCUGCUGAAGCUCAAUUGACUGAGAAAAAAAAACAGGUACAAGAAACUGAACAAAAACUCGAACAAUUGGAAACAGACAUGGAAGAUACUCAAACUGAGAAGCAAGCAAAAUUUAAAGAACUUCGUAAACGAGAAGAAGUUAUAGAGCAAUUUAUGAGUUCUUUUGAGCAGAAUAAAGAUGAUGAGACAAGAAAAAUGGAUAGAUUAGAAAAUACAAUAGUAGAAUAUUUGGAAAAUAUUUCAAAUAUGUUAAACAUUGAUAUUAAUUUUAUAGGAAAUGAUGAAAUGGCCAUUUUGAAUAAUUUACCAGCCUUCAAUGACUAUGAAUAUAGUAAGAAUGAUCAAAGUUUUGAAAAAUUAACUAAAGAAAAUUUAAAGUUGCAGCAAAUUUAUAGCGAAAUGGAAAUGUUAGAGCAGAAAAUUCAAGCAGAAUUUGUUGAUCUUAAUGAAAGAAUGGGUAACAAAGAUAAUAAAUCAAUAAUUCCGGAAGACCUAGAGAGUUUAAAAGCUAAAUUGACAUUGAAACAAGGGCAAUUAAUAGCAGAAUGUAAACAAUUGAAACAUCAACAAUUAGAAUGCGAAGAAGAAAUCAAAACAAUUCAAUUUGAAUAUGAUGAAAUAAAGCAACGUUUAGAAAAUAAUGAUAUAUACACUCAGAUUAGUGUAUUAGAGAAUACUAUGGACAAGUUGCUGGAAGAACAUAAGAAGAUUCAAGAUUUUAUUGUCAAAGAGGAGAAACGUGAUUCUGCCUAUCAUUUCAAUCCUCUAUGGUUAUUCCUUCUAAAUAUAAAAAUUUUCCACAUUAUGCGAAUAAUUGUAUAAUUAAAGUAAUAUAUAAAUAAAUAAUAAUAAAAGUGU
Bombus pyrosoma is the source of this 2432-nucleotide messenger RNA. Its product is annotated as intraflagellar transport protein 74 homolog. Gene Ontology annotation, biological process: cilium assembly; intraciliary transport involved in cilium assembly. Gene Ontology annotation, cellular component: centrosome; intraciliary transport particle B; cilium. The record is from RefSeq and is a predicted model, not a curated record. Gene Ontology annotation, molecular function: beta-tubulin binding. The transcript has 3 exons. The coding region runs from base 537 to 2396 and encodes 619 amino acids. NCBI's taxonomy places the organism in Eukaryota, Metazoa, Arthropoda, Insecta, Hymenoptera, Apidae.